Aspergillus ibericus CBS 121593 is the source of this 1565-nucleotide messenger RNA. Its product is annotated as isopenicillin N synthase family dioxygenase. The coding region runs from base 288 to 1340 and encodes 350 amino acids. The record is from RefSeq and is a predicted model, not a curated record. Gene Ontology annotation, molecular function: dioxygenase activity. Lineage: Eukaryota; Fungi; Ascomycota; Eurotiomycetes; Eurotiales; Aspergillaceae. The transcript is spliced from 3 exons.
GAGGGGCUCGAAGUCACUAGUACUGUGGCCUGAUAAGAGAGAUUCCCCCAGAUUGCCAUAUCUUCAAAUCUUUUAUCAGGAUUUAUUGCCCCUGCCCCGCGAUUGAUUGUCUGGUCUUAUCACUGACCCAGAGUCACCCUCCAAUUGCUACGGUCUUGCCCCAGCUUCAUCCUUGGUUCCGCGCUGAUAAGUGAUCUCACGGCCCUCUACCGGACCCCCGCCCUUGCACCAUCUCGUUUCCCUGGAAGUCUAUCAUCCCAGUCCCAGCAGCUAUUAAUCUCCUUGCAAUGGAAGGCAAUCUGCCCCAACAGCAGUGCCAUCCGGCCUCCACAGCCGUGGACAAGGAUGACCUGGUCAUCCCAAUCAUCGACUUCGGCCCCUUCCUUAACGGUACCCCCGCCGAUAAGCACGAGGUUGCCAUGUCCAUCGUAGACGCCUUCAAAUCCUCCGGCUUCCUUUAUCUCAAAGGCCAUGGCGUUCCACCAUCCGUGGUUUCUCGCGUAUUCGGCUCCUCCGCCCGCUUCUUCAGUCGACCCCAGGAUCAAAAAGAUGGUCUGUGCUGGGUUUCCCCACAGUCGAACCGUGGUUACGUCAAGACUGGGCAAGAGAAACUAAGCCUGCCCGAUGACGUCCCGGGGGCUACUCGAACCACGCCCGACCUAAAGGAGACAAUGGAGAUUGGUCGGGAAGGGGCCGAUAACCUUCAUAAUCAAUGGCCGGACCAUAUUGAUGAGGAGGGGAAGGACUUUAAAGAGGUGAUGCUGUCGUUCUUCGACAUGUGCAAGUCUCUACACACGCUGGUCAUGCGGGCUAUUGCGCUGGGGAUGCAUUUGCCGGAGCAUUUCUUCGAUACAUAUGUGGAUGCGGGUGAUAAUAACCUUCGCCUGCUCCAUUAUCCUUCCGUCCCCAAGGAUGUCUUCAAGCAAAAUUCGGGGCAGGUCCGAGCUGGGGAACAUAGUGAUUAUGGUUCCAUCACUCUUCUUUUCCAAGAUAGCCGAGGAGGGCUACAAGUCCGCAGCCCCAAGGGCACUUUUGUGGAUGCGACACCAAUUGCCGACACGGUAAUUGUUAAUGCUGGCGAUUUGCUGGCGCGAUGGUCCAACGAUAUAAUCAAGAGUACCCGACACCGGGUUGUCGAGCCACCGACAGCGGUCGGAGAGGAAGGGGAUGGGUCCGAUUUCUACCCCGAUCGGUACAGCAUUGCGUACUUUUGCAAUCCUAACAGUAAUCAGUUCAUUGAAGCCAUUCCUGGGACUUACGAAGAGGAAACCCAUCCUGCAAAGUACCCUGGAAUCACGGCGGGUGAGUAUCUGAUGCAACGGCUAUCAGCCACGAUUUAAAAGUACUUUGCGGGCCGGUAUCAAACUGGCCUCACAGCAGCGGCAGAUCAGAUAGUUCUCAGUGAAGUUUUGUCUAGCGGGCAGAUCAAUGCAUCGUGGUGAACUGCCACGGUCUAUACUUAUCAUCAUACAAUAUCCUAACCGUUACCAUUGACCCAACCUGACCUCCAUUCUACUAAUAACAAUCGGUCAGGUACCGUUGAACGUCGUACCUACAUUGUCGAG